CUCACUCAGUCUCUCUCUUCUCUCUUCUCUCUUCUCUCUUCCGUCCGUCCCAUCCCCAUCCGCCGUGCCGCCAUCCCCAUCCGCCGGCGCCGGCGCAUCUGCCCGGCGCAGCCUUGAAUCGCGGGCCGCCCGGCGCCGGCGCACCGCCCCCGCCCGGCUGCCCGCUGCUCCAACAGGCCAACACCAGCUCCUCAGGAAAAAUCACUCAGAGUCUAAGCUAUUCAUAUAUUUCUAGGGAUGUUGGCUCAUGGUCUAGCAACCGACCCCUUGAGGAUUUUGCGAUGUCCAGCUACUUCAAGGGUGUCGACUGCACCCUUGGGACUUGUCUCUUCGAUGAGUUUCAACAAAGGAUGCAAGGAAAAGAACAAAAUCUUCAUCAAUGUGGAUAGGUACACAAAGUACGGUACUCCUUUCUGUUAUGCACAGAGAAAUGCCAGAACCAUACCUCUGGCAACUGCAUCGUUUGGGGACAUGGCUGAUUCUUCGACUCCCAUCUUUCCUAGAAUCCAUGUGAAGGAUCCAUAUCAGCGUCUUGGAAUCAGCAGGGAAGCAUCUGAAGAAGAGAUUCGAGCUGCCAGGAACUAUCUGAUAAGCAAGUAUGCAGGCCAUAAGCCGAGUGUUGAUGCAAUUGAGUCUGCCCAUGACAGGAUUAUUAUGCAGAGUUUCUUUGAUAGGAAAAAACCAAAAAUGGACCUCAACAAAAAAUUUAGAGAACUUAGUCAGUCACGUGCAGUCAAGGCUAUUCGAGGCAGAUUUCAAACACCACGUAGCAAAGUCAUCUGGCAGACAGCAAUUACUUUUAUCUUACUUGGAGCGCUUACCAUUGCUUUUCCUACUGAAGAAGGGCCAACCCUCCAGGUGGCCAUCUCUUGUGCAGCAAAUAUCUAUUUCAUUUAUCAGAGGGUCAGAAGUGGAUGGCGAGCAUUCUUUUAUGGGUUUGGAUCUUUCUUUGCUUCGUGGUUCCUUGGCACCUUCUUGAUGGUAUCUGUAAUUCCCCCAAUACUGUCAGGUCCGAGAAACUUGGAAGUGAGCACGGCAUGUGUUACAUAUGCCCUACUUUUCAUCUCAUCAACCUUCCUGAAGUAAGAGACAGUCAUCCGCAUGGUAUCCUACUUGUGAUAACUCCACAAUCAUCUGCUCCUCUAUUGUUUCUUUCUUCCGAGAGUUGCAAAUGCCUGUUCUUUGGUGAGUUGAUAGUGGUUGUCAGGUUGUAAUUUGAGCCUAACACCAUCUGUAGGCAUUUUGGUUGGUGUAUUAAACACGGGUUUGGUUUUGGAUUAGAUCAUAUAUAUGAGAUGAGAUAGUAUCCAUCCGAAUUGAAAUGCUGGCGUAAGCUUCUGUCCCGACCGUCGUCUUUGGAUCGACCUCGCGUCCCCUCGGUGCCUUACAACCCAUUCUCACUGGAUUCUCCUGCUCAACUGGCCUGAUUGCGUUUGCAAGAUGGGAACUGGAGGAAUAUCUUAUAGGUUGCUACGCCUAAUCUGAUCUCGGUGUCUCUCGGGUUGUUGUGCCGGCUUUGUCGUCUACCAAUGUGUGCAUCGGUGAUCGUCGAACGAUCAUCCGUAGCAGCUAUCCACUCUCUCUACUGGGGAAUACCAGAGCCAAUAAUGUCUUGUCUGGAG
Messenger RNA from Panicum virgatum (switchgrass), 1622 nucleotides. RefSeq names its product protein CHAPERONE-LIKE PROTEIN OF POR1, chloroplastic-like. Gene Ontology annotation, cellular component: chloroplast membrane. The coding region runs from base 238 to 1086 and encodes 282 amino acids. The record is from RefSeq and is a predicted model, not a curated record. Lineage: Eukaryota; Viridiplantae; Streptophyta; Magnoliopsida; Poales; Poaceae. The transcript has 5 exons.